This is a messenger RNA of Cryptotermes secundus, 3628 nucleotides long. RefSeq names its product integrin beta-PS. Gene Ontology annotation, cellular component: cell surface; integrin complex; focal adhesion. Gene Ontology annotation, biological process: cell migration; cell adhesion mediated by integrin; cell-matrix adhesion. Gene Ontology annotation, molecular function: integrin binding. Bases 10 to 2436 code for a protein of 808 amino acids. The record is from RefSeq and is a predicted model, not a curated record. NCBI's taxonomy places the organism in Eukaryota, Metazoa, Arthropoda, Insecta, Blattodea, Kalotermitidae. The transcript is spliced from 15 exons.
UUUCUAUACAUGGAUUCCCUGAGAAGACAGUGUUUCACCUCCAGAAUGGCCUCCAGAAUUGCAGUGCAUCUUAUAUACUGUUUUACUCUCAUAGUUGCAUUGUUGUGUAUACCAUUUUGUGCUGUAAUGAAGGAAGAUCCUUGCAGCCUGAAGCAGACUUGUGGUGCCUGUAUCCAGGAACCAAAAUGUUUUUGGUGUAGUGAUCCUUUGCUGAAUGAAACAGAGCAACAGCGGUGUAGCCAGAGAAAAGACCACUGUGAUAAAAACUACAUUAUAGAUCAAAUCACUAAUUACACAGAGCUUAGGAAGAAGCCACUUGUCUCAUAUACAAGCAAUGUGUCUGAAGUCAUUCAGAUAACUCCACAGGAAGUGUACCUCAAUAUGAGAGUCAAUGAUCCAAUCAACAUUACUCUGAAAUAUGCACGUGCUGAAUAUCCAGUGGAUUUGUAUUAUCUCAUGGACUUGUCUUUUUCAAUGAAGGAUGAUAAAGACACUUUGCAAACUCUUGGAUGGAACCUGGAAGAGCUCAUGAGAAAGUUCACAUCAGAUUUCAGGCUGGGAUUUGGGAGUUUUGUCGAUAAGGUUUCCAGGCCAUACACGAGCACUAUACCUGCCAAAUUGGAAGCACCCUGCAAAAACUGCAAAUCUCCAUAUGGAUUUCACAACCACAUGAAGCUUAGUGACAAUGUGACACAAUUUCUACUUGAGGUUAGUGCUGCAAAUGUGUCUGGAAAUGUGGAUGAACCAGAGGGAGGACUUGAUGCCUUGAUGCAGUCUGUGGUUUGCUCAGAGGAAAUUGGAUGGAGGCGAAAUGCUCGCAAACUAUUGGUCUUCUCCACUGACACUGGUUUCCAUAUAGCAGGUGAUGGAAAGCUGGGAGGCAUCAUUGAACCAAAUGAUGGAAAAUGCCAUUUGGAUGAAGGUGGAAUGUAUACACAUUCUACACUUCAGGAUUAUCCUUCAAUUUUACACCUUAAACAUAGAGUGAGAGAGAAUGCUAUCAAUAUCCUGUUUGCUGUGACAAAGCCCCAGCAAGAAGUGUACAGUCUCCUGUCAAAAAAUAUAGAUGGGGCAAAAGUUGGCCACUUGACAGCCAACUCUUCCAACAUUUUAGAACUGGUAGAAGAACAGUACAAGAAAGUUUCAUCGUCUGUUGAUAUGCAGCAUGAUGCUCCAGAAUAUAUACAAGUUACAUUCUAUACCUCAUGCCAAAGUUCAUCUGAGGCAGUAAGGCAAUCCAACAAAUGCAAUGAACUUAAAAUUGGGCAGGAAGUUGAAUUCCAAGUGGAAAUCGUAGUUCGUUCUUGUCCAGCAGAUCCAAGUGACUGGAAUCAAACCUUCAGGAUUUUUCCUGUUGGAAGUCAAGAAGCAGUCCUUGUUUAUCUUGAAAUGAGCUGUGAAUGCUCUUGUGAGCAUCACGAGCAUUCUCUCUUGUUCUUCCAGGAAUACAUAGAGGAUGCUCCACAGUGUUCUGGUAAUGGCACAUACAUGUGUGGAGUGUGUGCAUGUAAUAGCAUGCACUUUGGGAAGAAAUGUCAGUGCAGCUCAAGUGAACCUCUCUCAACAGGAACUGAAUUACACAGAGACUGUAAGCCCAGAAAAGAUCAAAAUGUUUCUGACUGCUAUGGGCAUGGGACUUGCACCUGUGGAGUAUGUCAGUGCACAGAGAUGUUCUAUGGAAAAUACUGUGAAUGUGAUGACUUCUCGUGUAAACAGGAAGACAGUGAGCUGUGUGCCGGUCAUGGCUCAUGUAAGUGUGGAAUAUGUCAGUGUGAAGCAGGCUGGAUUGGUGACACCUGCAGCUGUCCAGUUUCUACAGAGAACUGUAGAUCUGCUGAAGAGAGUAAACUCUGCUCUGAUCAUGGACGUUGCAUUUGCGGUACUUGCCAGUGCAGUGAAAAGUAUAUGGGAAAAUACUGCGAAGAACAGAUUCCCACUGUGGAUCAGAGUACAUUGUGCGAAAGUUUAUUUCCCUGUGUUCUAUGUCAAGUACACAAGAGAGGGUCGCUCACUUCAGAACAGUGUGCUGAAAAGUGCACAAAUCUGACAAUCAAAAAAGUAGAUGCCGUAGAGGAGAACAUAACUGGUGGUACUGACUGUGAGCAGGACUAUGAUGAAUGCCAAUUGAAAUAUCAAUACCUAUACAGUGAAACAUCAGCCAUCGAAAUAAAGGCAUUACAUGAAUUGAAAUGUCCUAUACAGAUGAGUUACUAUACCUAUGCUGUGCCAGUUGUAGUCGUUUUCAUCAUUAUUGGAGUUGUCCUUGCUCUGUGGAAAUGGUUAACUUUAAAAAAAGAGAAACUUGAGUUCAGAAGGUUUAUAAAUGAGCAAGAAAUGUCAAAUUGGGGAGUGAGACUGCUGCUGUAUUACCUUAUUUUGCUAAGAAACACUGUUCAUCAGAAUAAUGUCUUCAUAACACCACCUCUAUCUGUUUAAGUUGUAAAUUAUCAUGAUUUCUUUAUGAAGAAACUGAAGAUAUCUAGUAGAGAAUAGAUCAUCAAUCUCGGAAAGAACUCAAUAUACAUAUAUGUAAUUUGAAUAUAAAAUAAAGUUUAUGUUUUAAUAAAUACUAAAAGAGAAAAAUGUAAUAUUGAAACCCCUUGAGAACACGGUUUUGGAAUCACUACAAUAUAAGAUGAUGAUAUCAUUACCACUACAUAAUUGAAACGAAAAUUAUGCUUUGUCACAAUUAGAAUUCUUAUUUAUUAAGUUAACAACGAGUGAAUCGGUUAGUGAAGAUAAGGAGUUGCCCACUUCAAACCACAACCAGGAAAAACUACCCUGAACAGUCUUUUUGCUCAGUUCAUCCAUAGAACUGCUGAAAUAAUACCUCAAAUUUUGUCAUGACCAUUUCCAUUCCACAUCUAUUCCAAUUUAUUAUUCACUUUUCAUCCUACCAUUCAAUUCUGUAUAGUCUGAACUACUCACUGUUUCAUUAAAUAAAACGUAAAUAAUAGAAUAAUCUCAUGGCUGAUAAAUUGAAAUGUAAUAUAUGAAUUUAGAGCUUCUCACAGCAUUGAGCAUUAAAAUUAAAGUCUACUUGGUUACCUUGAACAUGAAGGCAGCAGUUUCUUCUUGAAUAUUGGUACCUAUAUGCCAAGUUACAUGGUAUUGUAACAGAUUUGAUCAACACAUUGCCAGGCAACAGCUCUGUAAAUAGAGUCCAGCACACAAAAAUAGAUGAAGCUUUGUUUUCUAUGCUGUCCAAGCUGAGCAGAGGUGGAACAGCGGGGUUAUGCAACCCGCUUCUAGGCACCAGCUUGGUAAACACAUUUCCGCAUAUCGGACCAUGCUAUGAAAGCUGUGAUGUCAUCGGCAAUAGAGACGGUGUUUUCUGUGGGGUCUGUGCAGAGCGCUUAUAAGAGAAUGGAAUGACAGAAUUCAUUCAUGGGCACCAACUGCUUUUCAUGGUGCUGUAGGCCUUAAAUUUCACCCAUUCGAAAAAGCCAACGCAAUUGCUGAUUGUUUGGGAAUUCAGUUCACGCCGCACGAUCUGUGCGACGAUAACCAUGAACAGCGGGUGGAGGCUAGAGUUCAAGCUCUGCUCGAAACCAUAGACGACAAACCCCCUCAAAGGGUCACACCAAAUGAAUGCCUGAGGUAACUUCCGAGGCGACCAUUGGUUCAC